CUGCUGGCUUUCCGAAUAAAGUUGCUGUUCCUUGCCCCAACAACUUGUCUCUUGAUUUAUUGGCCUGUCAUGCGGUGAGCAGUAUGAGCUUGGACUCAGUAACUCCUUCUACCUAUAAAAGUCCUUUAUUUUGUACAGCUCCUUGGAGCUCCUUUCUUUGUGCUAGAUGGAAUGCUGCCUGAUUCAUGAAUCAUUAAAUAAAGCCAAUAAGAGCUUUAAAAUUUACCCAGUUGAAUUUUGUAUUUUAAGUUUUGGUAGUAGUGGUGGGAUCUGAAGACUCCUGAUGACUUCAUAGACAACAAGAAAUACACGUGUUGAUAUCCACAAAUGCUUUGAGUUCUUUUUUUUUUUUUUUUUGGCCAGGCUGUGCAGUAUGUGGGAUCUUAGUUCCCUGACCAGGGAUUGAACUUGUGCCCCCUGCAGUGGAAGUGCAGAGUCUUAAUCACUGGACCGCCAGGGAAGUCCCUGAGUUCUCUUUCUUUGUCACUGUUUCUGAGGGCCGUGGGUAAAAAAGCACUGAUCCUACUGGCCCACUCAGAGAGGACAUCCUUCAACUAUGCCAUGAAGGAGGCCGCCGUAGAGGCUUUGAAGAGGAAAGGAUGGGAGGUCACUGUGUCGGACCUGUAUGCCAUGAACUUCAAUCCCGUCAUCUCCAGAAACAACAUCACAGGUAAACUGGAGGACCCCGGGAACUCUCAGUAUCCUGCCGAGUCUGUUCUAGCUUAUAAAGAAGGCUGUCUGAGCCCAGAUAUUGUGGCCGAACAAAAGAAGCUGCAAGCCACAGACCUUGUGAUUUUUCAGAGUGGCACUCUGCAUUUCUGUGGCUUCCAAGUCUUGGAACCUCAACUGACAUAUAGCAUUGGGCACACUCCCGAGGAUGUCCGAAUUCAGAUCCUGGAAGGAUGGAAGAAACGCCUGGAGAAUAUUUGGGAUGAGAUGCCACUGUAUUUUGCUCCAAGUAGCCUCUUUGACCUAAACUUCUAGGCAGGAUUCUUAAUGAACAAGGAGGUACAGGAUGAACAGAAAAAUAAGGAAUUUGGCCUUUCAGUGGGCCAUCACUCGGGCAAGUCCAUCCCAACGGACAACCAGAUCAAAGCCAGAAAAUAAGAUUCACAAGACUUGAUUUCCUUCUAAAAUAUAGCCAAAUCUAGACUUCUUUCUUGGGGUUCCUUGACUUGCUUUAGUUUUUAAGAUUUGUGUUUUUCUUUUGCCACAAGGAAUGGAUAGAACAGACUAUAUUCAUACAUUUUUGUAUAGUUUUGUUAAACAUAACCGAUUCUGUUUUUUUUUUAAAUUAUUAAUUUAUUUAUUUAUGGCUGCGUUGGGUCUUCAUUGCUGCAUGUGGGCUUUCUCUAGUUGCAGCGAGUG
Messenger RNA from Aethalodelphis obliquidens (Pacific white-sided dolphin), 1368 nucleotides. It is a transcript of the gene NQO1, whose product is annotated as NAD(P)H quinone dehydrogenase 1. The transcript has 4 exons. The record is from RefSeq and is a predicted model, not a curated record. Gene Ontology annotation, molecular function: NAD(P)H dehydrogenase (quinone) activity. Lineage: Eukaryota; Metazoa; Chordata; Mammalia; Artiodactyla; Delphinidae. Gene Ontology annotation, cellular component: cytosol.